Messenger RNA from Catharus ustulatus (Swainson's thrush), 4219 nucleotides. RefSeq names its product quinolinate phosphoribosyltransferase (gene QPRT). NCBI's taxonomy places the organism in Eukaryota, Metazoa, Chordata, Aves, Passeriformes, Turdidae. Gene Ontology annotation, biological process: quinolinate catabolic process; NAD+ biosynthetic process. The record is from RefSeq and is a predicted model, not a curated record. The transcript has 4 exons. Gene Ontology annotation, molecular function: nicotinate-nucleotide diphosphorylase (carboxylating) activity. The coding region runs from base 1 to 1023 and encodes 340 amino acids. Gene Ontology annotation, cellular component: cytoplasm.
AUGGCUCUGGUGACCAUGAGUGGGGAGUCUGUGGCCGUGGACAUUGUGAUGGUGGCCAUGAAGGUGGUGACCCUCAGGGUGGUGGCCAUUUGGUUCCCCUGGACCAUGUCCCACUCGCCCUCGGCUCGCUCGCCCCCAGCCCAGGGCUGGGCCCCCCCGCCGCCCCCGCACCGCCUGCGCUCCCUAGCGCGCUCCUGGCUGGACGAGGACGCGCCCUGGCCGGACGCGGCGGUGGCGACCGUGGGGGACUGCGCGACCCGAGCGCAGCUGCUCAGCAAGGGCGGGGGCGACUCGGGGGGUGUCCUGGCGGGGGCCCCCUUCGCCGAGGCCGUUUUCGGGGUGUCGGGGUGCCGGGUCAUCUGGAGGGUGCCCGAGGGGGCGGCGCUGCCCCCCGGGCGGGUGUUGGUGGCCGAGGUGGAGGGUCCGGCCGCGGGGGUGCUGGGAGGGGAGAGGGUCGCCCUCAAUAUUUUGGGGCGCUGCAGCGGGGUGGCCUCGAUGGCCGCCAGGGCUGUGGGGGUGGCCCGGGCACAGGGAUGGGCGGGGGUCGUGGGGGGCACCCGAAAAACCACGCCCGGCUUCCGCUUGGCGGAGAAAUACGCGCUGGGGGUGGGGGGCGCUGACCCCCACCGGGGAGGUUUGGGGGGACUCCUCCUCCUCAAGGACAAUCACCGAGCGCUGGCGGCGGCAGCAGGGGGGCUCGAGCAGAUGAUUUUGGGGGUGCGCCGGGCCGGGGGCUUCACCCGCCGAUUGGGAGUCGAGUGCUCGAGUGUGGAUGAGGCGCUGGAGGCUGCUGGGGCUGGGGCUGACAUCGUCCUGCUGGACAACCUGGCCCCCCAGGACCUGCAUGCGGCGGCGGCGCAGGUCAAGGCCGCGUAUCCCGGAGUGACGGUGGAGGCCAGCGGGGGCAUCGUUUUGGGGACCCUGCCUCAGUUUUUGGGGCCCCACAUCGACGUGGUGUCCAUGGGGUGUCUGACCCACAGUGCCCCUGCCCUGGACUUUGCACUGCGGGUGCUGGAACCCUAAAAUCCAUCCCAAUGAUCCUGAAAACUCAGCCCAGGACCCCCAAAAUCCAACCUAGGACCCUAAAAACUUACUCUGGAACCCCAAAACCCAACCUGAGAUGCCCAAAUCCAUCCUGGAGAGGGUGAAACUCACCAUGAAACUCCAAAAUCCACCCUGGGAAUCUUCAAAUCCCAAAGGCCACCCCCCCACUGAGGGGUCUGUGAAAUCUGGCACUGGGACCCACAAAAUCCAUCUUGGAUCCCAACAUCUAUCUUGGAACCCCCUAAGUCAAUUCUGAGAUCCCAAAAUCCACCCUGGGGCUCUCCAGAACAUACCCUGGGACUCCCAAAUCCCCUUUGAGACCCCACAAAGCCUUCCCCAUGGAUCUCAAAUCUUCACCCUAGGCUCCUCCCCCUCUAAGGUGGACCCAAAAUUCCACUCUGAGGUCUCCCCAUCCCCCUUUAAUCUUUGUACCCCCAAAUAAACCCCUACCUCACCUCCCCCACUUAUCCCCUCAGUUUUUUCAGGCUUCCAAACUUCAGGUGGUGGGAGGGUCCAGACCCAUUUUGAGGAUUCUAAAUCCCAAUCAGAGGAUUCCAGAUCCCAGUUUGGAGAGCUCAGACCCCAGUGUGAGGAUCCCAUAUCCUGCUGGAGGGCUGCAGACCCCACUUUGGAGGUACCAGAUCUCAGUUUGAGAAUCCCAGACCCAGUUUAAAGAACCCAGAUUACAGUUUGAGUGUCCCUGAGACCAAUUUAGGAGUCCAGGACCUGAAUCCCCAAUUUGAGGGACCCAAACCCCAGAUUAGGGGUCCCACAUCCCAGUUUGAGGGUCCCAGACCCUCCACCAGCACAGCUGGCCCCACCACUACACUGGGAAUUGGGAUCAGAGGAGAAGUCCUGCUGUAAAUCACAAAAUCAGGAUCUAAUUCCUGGCCUGAUCCCACCCAGCCCCAUCACACCUGUGUGUGCCCUCCUGCCCGCAGGUACCUUUGGGAUGUCUUAAAAGAAAUUUGAAAAACUAUUAUUUAAACAAAAAACUAACUUUCUUUACAAAACUACAGUUGGCUUGCCAGCCAUAAUCCUUAGGGCAAAGUGAUACCCAGAAUGAACAAUACCUGUGUGACCCUUCAGAUAUAAAGUGCUGGCCAAGUCUGGGGCUGGGCUUGGAUCCAGCCACACCCAGAGCCUUCUCUGAGAAGAACCUUAAAGGGAAGUCAGGGAGUCCUUUCUGCACCUUGUGAAUCAGCAGGAGGCUGUCCCUGCUCAGCCUUGCCUGAGUGUCCCACUCUGGGCACACCAGGCUCCCAGCUCAGCGGCGCCAGCGCCACAGAGCGCGUAGGGACUGUGCCGGUGUCUGCUGCUCCUUCGGGCUCCUCAGGAUCAAGCUGGUCUGAGCUGCCAGACAACGGAUGAAUUCACACCCAUCUUCCUCCAAGGCCUGAAGUUCUGUGACCAAAACAGAGCUGAGUUGCUGUGUUUGUAGAGAUGCCCCACUCUGCCAGCCCUCACUCCCCACUCACCGCUGAAAACCAGAGCAGGCAGCUCCUCACUUUGGUCCUCGCGAUGCCGUGCGACGGUCCCUGGGCACAGAGCUCUGUCAGCCCCUGCUGAUCCCCAGCAUGCUCCCAAGAAACCAGGGAGCGCCAGGAGCCUGGAUGUGGCACUGGGCAAGGGCUGGGGGGGACAGGGGCUGCCCAAAGAGGGAGCCGGGCUGGGGUUCACUGAUUAACCUGAUGGUCCAGUCAUACUCGCAUUCCUGAGGGUCCGUCAGGUACUGCAGGCUCUGAGGGAGGUACUGCUCAGGCCUGCUGCUGUCCUUUUCCAGCUGGAAGGUGUGGGCAUUGUCACACACCCUCCAGGUGGCUGGCCCAGCCCCUCCUGCCAGCAGCCCCAUUACCAAGAGCCCUCCUCCCUCCCUCUGGUGCAGGAAGGGGAGAUGGGCCUGGAGGAGAGCCCUUGGGGCUCUGUUCUUGAACAAGGAUGCAGCUCCAGGCUCUGGGGUCUCUUCCCCAGGCCCAGCUGCAGAGCCCACAGCCCAGCACAGUCCUUGGGGCUCAUCCUCACCAAGCAGUCAGCCAUCCUCCAGGUCUGCCAUGUCUUCGCCACGUGCUUCAGCUCCUUCCACUUGAGGAGCUCUGCGAUAGCAAGGACGGCAUUCCUGGAGGCCUGGGAACAGCAGAAACUGGGAGAUGGCUCCAGCGGUUCAGAGUUUGCUUUGGGAACGUGAAGAACCCACUGAUCCCACAUUUUUACAGGGGUUUGAAAAUCCUGUUUUGGCAUUUCUAGCAGUGAACUUCAUAUAGCUUUAUCAACUUCUGCUGGAGUUGGCUAAACAUUCACAGUAAUUAGGCAGGUUGAGAAGGGUUUUUCUGGGGUUGUGUUGGACAGACAUAUGGUAUUUCCAGUGGGAAAUGUGACCUGGGGUGACUCCGCCAGUAGGGAGCUGGGACACGCCCCUGCCAAAACAUCUGGGAAUGCCCUUAGGUACAGGGAUUGAGGCCCAAACCCCUGCUGUCCGACACUUUUGGGGACACGCCUGUCCACACCUUGGUGGUCCUGGGCUGGUGCUGAGCCCUGCUGGAGCAGGCAGGGUAGGUGCUGGCAGUGGCCGUGCCAGCUCGGUUCUGCAGGGACCCUUCCCUGGGGCUGUUCUUGGGGAGCGCUGCCCAAAGCCUGGAGCCCCAGGGGCUGUCAGCCACCCCUCUCUGUGCCUUGACAUCGGUACCUGGCCCACUCUGGGCGCCUCGUCAUUCAUGCGGAGGGUGAGCGGGACCAGGACACUGUGCACGUAGUUCUUCAUCCACUUCUUCUCCUUCCCCACCACUGUCCUCAGCAGGCCUCUGAAGGAGCGGAUGCAGUGCUCCUGCACCCAGCUUUCCUCCUGCAAGGAACUAGGAAAGGCGAGCUUUGGGAGGCAGCAGCUCCCUGCCCACAGUUAUGUGAAAAACAAGGGUCACUUUCCUGGUAAAUUUUAAAAGGUUUUAUUAAAAAAACCACAAAUAGGAGACAAAGACAUUAAAGCAAAGGGUUAAUGUGGCCGGGUGCUGGGCAUUCAGCUGAGAGCACACACUAACUCAGAAAACACUUCCCUAAAUGUAUCAACAUGUUGCAUAUUCAUAGACAUUCAUGCAUUAUUCAAAAUCAUCCCCCCACAACCUGUAAAUCAACUUUUUUUGUAGUGCCAUCCUGUUGCUUAAUCCCUGAUUAAUAAAUUCCU